Molecule: messenger RNA, 324 nt
Organism: Paraglomus brasilianum
Lineage: Eukaryota; Fungi; Glomeromycota; Glomeromycetes; Paraglomerales; Paraglomeraceae
Source: the annotation of a GenBank genome assembly
AUGAACUCUUCCAUACCAAAUUUGCCUGGACUCCCGGUCGAUGUCGAUCGAGUUGCAGAGUUAAAGACACGAGUCAAAGAUUUACUAAGGACUGGACAAACAGGCUACUUUGUCUGCGAGAAGACAGAUGGCCUGCGAGUACUGGUGCUGAUCGUGCUCAAUGCUAACCGUCAGCAAGAGGUUUAUCUGAUUGAUCGCAAAAAUAUAUAUCGCUUCGUGCCUCACAUCGAAUUCCCUGUGCCAGGAGAUAAUACCUUUACAACGUUCCAAGAUGGGACGAUUUUUGAUGGCGAAUUGGUGUUGGAUAAAGAAGCCGAUGGUUCG